CCAUGCCACUCCCAUCCCCGUCCUCUUUCCGUUCUCUCUCUUUCUCAUGCUCUCUAUAGCCACCGCCUCCCCUUCUCCUCCUUAGCCAAAACCGCAAGGGGUUCCCUUUUUCCUCCAUCGAUCUAGAGAUAGGGUUUGUUAUAUCGAUUGAUGGCGGCGUCGAUAUCGAAUAGGGGUAAGGACAUGGAUCGAAUCAAGGGGCCGUGGAGCCCGGAGGAGGACGAGGCGCUCCAGAAGCUGGUCCAGAAGCACGGGCCGCGGAACUGGUCUUUGAUCAGCAAGUCCAUCCCGGGAAGGUCCGGGAAGUCGUGCCGGCUACGGUGGUGCAACCAGCUCUCGCCUCAGGUGGAGCACCGGCCCUUUACGGCGGAGGAGGACGAAACCAUCAUCCGUGCCCACCGCCGCUUCGGGAACAAGUGGGCCACGAUCGCCCGCCUCCUCUCCGGCCGGACCGACAACGCCAUCAAGAACCACUGGAACUCCACCCUCAAGCGCAAGUACUCCUCUGCCACCGUCGCCCCCGCGGUCGACGACGUCGGCCUGCCCCAUCAGCAAUACGACGCUGCCCUGGUGGCAGCGGAUGACGCGGCCGUGCGGCCGCUCAAGCGCUCCAGCAGCGUCGGGCCGAUCCUCUCCUCUGCCGGCGGGCUCUGCUUGAGCCCGGGCAGCCCCUCCGGAUCCGACCUCAGUGACUCCAGCCGCCACAGCCACCCGAUGUUCUCCCCCGCCGCCGCCGCCGCCGUCCUCCCAUCGGCGUCACACAUCUACCGCCCGGUGCCUAGAACCGGUGGCAUCGUCCGCCCGGCGUCAUCCCCUCACCACCACGAAGCAACCGUCGUUGCCGCCCCCGCCAUCAAUACCAAGAAUGACGAUCCGGUCACGUCCCUCUCUCUGUCCCUCCCCGGAUCGGAUAAGCCCGAGGCAUCUGACCUCCACCGCACAAACCAGAACCAGCUCCAUCUCCUGGCUGCACCACUGUCCCCGGGGCAGGCGAUGCCGCUGCAUCCGCCUACCCCGGUGGCGCAUCCGCCGCCCCCGAUGGCGUGCCCCUCCACCGCCGACGAGCAGAGGCGGGAGCCGGAUGAGGAGAGGCGGCCGGCGUUCCCCUUCAGCGCCGAGUUCCUGGCGGUGAUGCAAGAGAUGAUCCGCAACGAGGUGAGGAGCUACAUGUCAGGACUCGAGCAGAGCGGUAUGAUGUGCAUGCAACCGCCGCAGGAAAGCAUCCACAACGCCGUCAUCAAGCGGAUCGGCAUCACCAAAAUCGAGUAGUAGAUUAGCUCCAGAUGGAUCGAAGGAUCAAAGGAAUUAAGGAUGGAACAGUCUUCGAUGAAGAAAAAAGAAGGCUUCUUUAGCUGUUUAGCUCCGUUAGCUUAGGUUUCGUUCCCGUUUCUUUAAUUAAAAUCCGCUCCCUCCUUCCCUCCUUUCUUAGCCAGUUCUAUACAAAAUAAGGUGGAUCAAGGGUUUUUUUUGUACAGAAAAGAGAUCAAGCUGGGGUAAAUCUGCUGAAGAUGUUUAGAAAUUGAUGAAGAGAAAACAAGAAAAAAAAAUGGCGGUUUUUAUUUUCGUCCAA
Messenger RNA from Elaeis guineensis (African oil palm), 1570 nucleotides. RefSeq names its product transcription factor MYB44. The record is from RefSeq and is a predicted model, not a curated record. Gene Ontology annotation, biological process: regulation of DNA-templated transcription. NCBI's taxonomy places the organism in Eukaryota, Viridiplantae, Streptophyta, Magnoliopsida, Arecales, Arecaceae. Gene Ontology annotation, molecular function: DNA-binding transcription factor activity, RNA polymerase II-specific; RNA polymerase II cis-regulatory region sequence-specific DNA binding. Gene Ontology annotation, cellular component: nucleus.